AUGUCCCUCUUCCACGUCUUUGCUGGCCCUUUACUGUUUGCUGCGCUGUUGGCAUCGGCGCUGUCAGCAUCAGUGCCACCAUUACUGCCAGCCCAACAGGGUCGUACUCUUUCAAAGGCAGAAGUUGCUGCUCCUAUUCCUCCCAAGCAGGACCCAUUCUACACGGCUCCUCCAGGAUUUGAAGCAGCGUCUCCGGGACAGAUUCUUCGUAUUCGACCUGCACCAGGGAACUUUAAUAGCAUUAUCGCCAACUGUUCCGCCGCGUACAACAUUCUCUAUCGUACUACAGACAGCCAAUAUCAGCCAACAUGGGCUGUAACCACCCUAUUCGUGCCGACAUCGAGCUCGAACACCAACAUGACCCUCGGGCCUGGGCCGGGACAAGGCCUGCUCUCAUACCAGGUCGCUUAUGACUCGGCGGAUCUCAAUGCCAGUCCGUCGUUUACUUUGUAUUCUGACGCCGACUCAGCCAUAGAUAUUGGCAUUUCUCUUGGCCAGGGUUGGUUCGUCAACGUGCCAGACUACGGGGGCCCUCUUGCAUCCUUCACCGCAGGCGUUAUAUCUGACCAUGCUACCCUCGACUCCGUGCGUGCCACACGCAAAGCAUCCUUUGGACUUCGUCCCAACGCUCCCAAUGCAAUGUGGGGAUAUUCCGGUGGCGCCUUAGCCAGUGAAUGGGCUGCUGAGCUGGCAAUACAGUACGCUCCUGAGUUGCGCUUUGCUGGAGCGGCCCUUGGUGGACUUACACCGAAUGUGACAUCUGUCUUGAUCUCGACUGAGGGGACCAAUAAAGCCGCACUCUCGGUUGCCGGGAUUAUAGGACUAUCGACGCAGUUCCCAGCCUUUGGAGAACUUGUUGAAGAUAGUCUUAAAACAAGUGGCAAAUUCAAUAAGACGGGGUUCUUUGCAUCUCAGAAUUUCACUCUCACCCAGGCGAUUCAAGCGUUUGGCGUUGCCAACGUUUCCAGCUUUUUUGAAAACGGCUUUAAUUUCCUCUUCUCACCGGUAACGCAAGAUGCAAUAAAUCGUGAUGGAAUAAUGGUCUAUCACGGUGUACCGCAGAUGCCACUUCACGUUUAUAAGGCAAUCCAGAAUGAAAUCAGUCCUAUUCGCGAUACUGAUGCACUCGUUGAGAAAUAUUGCAGCGUCGGUGUUAGUAUUGCCUAUUCAAGAAAUGCUAUUGGUAGCCACCCUGAGGAGUUUAUCAACGGCCGCGCAGCUGCAUUUGCAUUUCUAACCAACGUAAUGAGUGGUAUGUAUAACUCGAAAGGAUGCCAAGUCCAAAACAUCUCAUUUAAAGCAAUGAGAUCCGGAUUCGCGGGAGCAUUGAUUACCGGUUCGAGUGUUGCACCAACCAUGCAGCCUAAGGAGACUGCUGUCUUUACGAGCGACGGGCUAGCCAGUGUGAUUGUAUCUGAAUCUUCACUCUUACUGGUGGCUACUCUAGUAUUUUUGGGAAUAGAGAGACUUAUUAAUUAG
Messenger RNA from Pochonia chlamydosporia 170, 1479 nucleotides. RefSeq names its product lipase 1 precursor. The transcript has a single exon. Bases 1 to 1479 code for a protein of 492 amino acids. The record is from RefSeq and is a predicted model, not a curated record. Gene Ontology annotation, molecular function: triacylglycerol lipase activity. Gene Ontology annotation, biological process: lipid catabolic process. Lineage: Eukaryota; Fungi; Ascomycota; Sordariomycetes; Hypocreales; Clavicipitaceae.